UGGUGUCAUAGAGGAUAACGUUGCUUUGCUCCUGUGGCGUUGAAGUCAUUCCGUUGUAAACAUUCGACGAGUGCGGUGUGCGAACUUCGCGCGGUUUUAACAUUCAUCGUUUAGUAUUUACUUACAUAUGGUAACAUUGCCUAUGUAAUGCGCGUAUGUACGUAUGUGUGCGUUUAUUUACAUUGCGUAGUGAAAAUAGCCGGUAUAACUUGUGGAGUGCAGUGAAUGGUGAUUGGUCGUUAAAUAUACCGUAAAAAUGACGAUAAAAGUAUUGUAGAUAUAUACAUAUAUACAUGUAUUGCAUAUAUAAAUCGAUAUAAAACGUGUGAAAAGUGUGUAUGUAUAGAAAAGUAUAAAAGUUCACAGAAGAAAAUGAUAAAAUAUUAAAGUGUUGAAAGCAGUGAAAUCAUAAUGUUAUAUGUAUAUAUGUAUAUAUGUAAUAUAUAAAGAGUUAUAUAAAUAUAUGUAAUGAUAUACUCGCAUAAGUGUUGUGCUCUAUUAAAAUAUAUACAUAUGUAAUGCAUUAUAUAGUACACAGGCAUUUAUCUAUAAAGUCGUUUUGAGAAUAACGUGCGUGUCUAAAAGGAAAAUAUAUAUUCCACGUUUCUCUAUGUGCAUAAAUAUAUACAAACAUAUGUAUGUCUAUAGUAAAGUGCUAUAAUAAAGGAAUUAAAGUGUUGUGCUUGGGUUUUUACGUGUAGUGAAACAUAAAGCCUGAAAUCGGAUGCGCUUCUAUUGAGGCACAUGUAUGUAUCUGAAUAGUUAUGCAGUUACAUGUUUCUAGAAUCUAGAUAAUUGGAGCUACACAUGUAUACAUGCACAUAACAAGUGCCCAUGUAAGUAGUUCAUAAAUAAAUUACUACACUGCUCAUGGCAGAUAAGUUGGGACUUUGCGUGACUGCAUCCUGGCGCCUGACGGCAAUAACAAUAAAAAAGAAAUAACUAGAAAUAUAUUUGUCUUAAAAUUGGAGUAAAAGCGGAUAUUUAAAAAAGGUGUCAGUGUCAAAAUAUGAAUAAAUGCGAAUAUUAUUUCAAUAUUUAUGAAAAGUUGCGACUUCAGCUAUAUGAUGCGGAAUAUCCUGUUUCGAGACAGAAUAUGUAUAGCAAACUAAUGUGUUAUAAAAAACUAACUGUCAAAACGGAAACCAACUAAAAACAUAUAAACAUAUACAUAUAUAUAAAGCAUACAUACAUACAUCUGAAGACAGCAAAAAGAGACAGCAGAAAAGUAUAGAUAUUUCAAUCACCAAAAGCAGCGUCAAUGCUUAAUCGCACUUAUCAAUCAAGACAAGCGUUCAUAGUUCUGACACUGAAGAUACAGCGAACAUUUAACGUAGAGUGCGAAACUCUGUUGGUACUCCGUUCAUACUCACCUUAAUGUUCUCGUUUAUAGUCAUAUUGGCAGUCAGCAGCCGUUGAGAAUGAAAGGCGGAAUUUUUCUCUGAAAGGAAUAUACCCAUAGGUACUCAUAUUUUUUGCGAAUGCAUUAAUUAUGUACUCGUAGCGCAUUUCGCUUCGUCAGCAUUAGUUAUCAAAUUGAUUAUAAUCAACUCGAUAUAACAAAUAUAAUAAUUGAACGUAAAAUUUACGACGCUUAAUAAAAUCAACACGAAAUUGCUACACCAACAUAUACCAUACAUAUACAUACUCAACAUGGGAGCGAAUUCGUCGAGCAGAUCGGAUGCAAGUCUUCUCAGCGAUGAAGAUGUCAAUUUUGAUCAUUUUCAAAUUUUGCGGGCGAUUGGUAAAGGGAGCUUUGGCAAGGUGUGCAUCGUACAGAAACGUGAUAGUGGCAUACUCUAUGCCAUGAAAUAUGUCAGUCGGUCGGCGUGCGAGUCACGUGGUGCCCUGGGUGGUGUUAUCAAAGAAGUGGAAUUGCUUGCCUCGCUGGAACACCCAUUUCUGGUGAAUCUGUGGUUUUCAUUUCAAGAUGAAGAGGAUUUAUUUAUGGUGUGUGAUUUGCUGACUGGCGGUGAUUUAAGGUAUCAUCUACAGAAUCGGGUGGAAUUCAGCGAAAAAAGUGUUGCCUUAUUAGUGUGUGAGUUGGGAAGUGCUUUAGAAUACUUGCAGAAGCAAAGAGUGGUGCAUAGGGAUAUCAAGCCAGAUAACAUUCUUUUGGAUGGUGCUGGACACGCACAUUUGACUGAUUUUAAUAUAGCUACAAGACUGCAAAAGGACGGACUUGCAUGCAGCAUGUCUGGAACCAAACCGUAUAUGGCGCCAGAGGUAUUCAUGUGUGCAUUAGAGGAAAUAGCGGGUUACAGUUUUCCGGUCGACUGGUGGUCCCUCGGUGUAGUUGCAUAUGAAAUGCGUGCCAAUGUGCGACCGUUUAUCGUGCAUUCGCAUACGGGUUUGGCGGAGGUAAAAAAUAUAUUAACAGCACCGGUGCACUAUCCACGUUAUUGGAGUCAUAAUUUCAUCGACUUGCUGACGAAGCUGCUCUGUGUACAUCCCGGCGCACGAAUUAGCUCUCAGCAGGAGAUACAACAAACUCCACUUCUACGACACACGGACUUCAAGAGUAUACUCGAGAAAACGACUAAACCACCAUUCAAGCCACCUGAGGAUCACCUCAAUUGUGAUCCCUGUUUAGAACUGGAGGAAAUGAUUGUUGAAACGCGACCGCUGCAUAAGAAAAAGAAGCGUUUAGCCAAACAGCGAUCGGCACAACGUGAUAGCGAUCCCGAAACGGUUCUCAUCAAGGAGUUUAUAGUUUACAAUCGGUAUAAAGAACUGAAACGAAAGGCGAUGGAAAAGAAAGAAAACGACUGGCAACGCGAACUCGAACACGCUAUGGCGAAUUCAAUCGUGACUAGUUUAGCGCCAAUCCAAGAGAAGCCAACGCCGAUGCAUUUUAGUAGUGAUGGUGAUACCGACGAGAUUGGCGGUGUGGCUACGACGGCGACGAAUGGAAAUGUUACCGCUAGCCACGCGGUAACCACAAAAUCCAAUUCAAACGUGCCCAUAACUACAACAAUAAAUGCUUUAAGUAGUCACACGCUUUCCACACCAAAUACGAGUACAACCAUUCUGGGUGGAGCUACAGCAUUGCCACCGCUUUGUACGAAAUGCCAACACCACAGCCCAAUAAUGGGAAUAACAACGCCGCAGCAAACCAAAAUUCAACUUUCAUCGAACACAAAGGAUGGUGAAAUUAUUGAAUUUAUCGAUCGUACACCUUCACCGUCGACAUCAAACGCCAUUACGUUACGAACGCCAGUGAUGACAAGAAAAGCAGACGCAACAGCAAAAGCGAAUGUGCUGUAGAGGAACUUUAGCGGCUAAUCAACUAGGGAAUACACGAAAUAAAUGCAAAAACAUUAUUAUAUGUACCAUAAUUAAGUUCACCGAAUGAAGUAAUUGCAAAUAUAAAAUGGAAGUCUACUUUUAGGGACAAUUUUGUGCGGAAUAGAAAGCGCUUAUGUUAUGCUGUACCCUCUCAGCCCCUAUGCAUAUGUUGUGACUUUGCGCAGUCUCUUAAUUAAGUACAGCCUUUCUGGAUCAUGAUAAUCUGACGGACAACAAUAAAAACACCUUAAACGGGUUCAGCGUGGGACUCUCGGCGUAAUUAUAAGUGGAUUAAAGGAAAGGGUGGAAAUUUUAAUAGAUAACUCAUAACCUUUGCCAUUAAAAUUUUGUCUUCGGUAUUGAAGAAAUAUUCCAGGGAAACAUCAAUAAUUCUAUGUAUUCUUAAAUCCUUUAUAAACUGUUUAUUGGCUGAAACUGGGUAUGUACUUUUUCCUGAGUCUUCACAAAUAAUCAGAAAAACAUCUGAUCAGUUUAAUGGGGUGAAAAAUAGCUAUGAUGAAAAUACGAGGAAGUUGGCAUACCCAAGGAAAAGAAAACAUUUAAAAACAUAAUUAAAUAUACAUUACAUCUAGGCUUUCCGGAGUACUAGAGCCCGCAAUAGAAAGGAAACAAAAAAUAUUAUUUUUUUUAACAAAAAGUUUAAGUUAAGUAAAAAUUAAAAAGGGAAUUUAUUUUCAAAACGUUUGAUGUUAAAAAUAGCUAAUUAAUUUUUAAUUGCAAAUUAGGAGUCAAAAUGAAGAACUGAUAAAAUAUAAUUACUUUAAAUGUAUAAGUUGGCCGACACCUGCUCUAGAGUAUUGAAAAUGAAGACUAAGUGCGAAAUUUAGUUAAAAAUAGUAACGAGAUAUGCUGAAACAAUUUCUUUUUUAAUUUUCAAUAAUAAAUUUUAUUGAUACUUGAGAUUAGUAGAAUAAAAAUUAUUUUUUAUUAAGAAUUUUGGAAUUAGAAAGUAAAAACCAAAAUAAUUUAAAUUUAAUUUUAAAGCAUUUAAUGCAUUUUUUGCAACCGAGAUUGCAAGCGAAUUGAAAAUUAGUGAAGAGCAAUUAAACCACAGCUUUAAGAUUUCAAUUUUAAACAAAGAAAUAUUAUAAACAAAAAAAAACGAAGAUUUCACUUUCUACAAAAAAAUUAGAGCGAAUUGAAAACUAUUUUUAUAACUAAACAAAAUCAUGAAUAACCAUUUGAGAUAUCCCUUACAGAUAAUAGCAUAUUAAAUAACAGAAUAUUAAGUUUUAUUUAAAUCGAAGAAAACGCAUAAAACUAUUUUUAAUUUAACUCUCAGCAGCAGGAUGUACAUACUACAUAUAUCGUAAAAUACAUUUUUAAUCAUUUAAAAAAACAUUUAGAAUAGAUUUAUUAGUAUUUAAAUAACUAAGCUAAGUAACUUUCAUAGUGACUUGAAAAUCAAUUAACUUGUAGACAAAACAAAACCAAAGAAUGUAAUUUUAAGCCCACCACUAACUUAAUUAUAAAAAAUUUUUCGAUAUGGGAACAGGUAGUUAAAAAAUAACAAUAAAUAAUAACGGAACUUGAAGACAGAUGAGAAAAUUUAAACGGUGUUAUCACAUGGAACAAAAUAGUCAAUGAUGUAUAAGAUUGACGUAUGUAAGUAUAUAUAAUAUAACAUAAGCUGUCUUCGAUUUGCCAAGCGAUGCAGAGUAGCCAAAGGAGCACCUGUUCAAACAGUCGCACUGAUCUGUUUGACAAACUAAAGCAAGUGAAAAGCUAUGUAAUAGCUAAAACUUAAAUAGAAAUCAAAGAGAGUUUAAAUUUGGUAAGAAAAUACUUGUGGUUAUAAGUGUUAUAUUUGUGCUAAAAAAUUUCCCAAUAUUCACAACGGUGACGCCACUGCGUCCACCAUUUGAGUUUCUUGCCACGGUAGCUUUCGCUUUUCCGCAGCAAUCUAUUAUUAAGACCCCAAACUAAAUCAUUUAGCUGACCGAUUUGAUCGUCAACCCCCAAUG
Molecule: messenger RNA, 5273 nt
Organism: Bactrocera dorsalis (oriental fruit fly)
Lineage: Eukaryota; Metazoa; Arthropoda; Insecta; Diptera; Tephritidae
Product: serine/threonine-protein kinase 32A
Exons: 12
Coding region: 1654-3267 (537 amino acids)
Biological process (GO): regulation of signal transduction; protein phosphorylation; G protein-coupled receptor signaling pathway
Molecular function (GO): G protein-coupled receptor binding; G protein-coupled receptor kinase activity; ATP binding
Source: RefSeq, a predicted model, not a curated record